AUGGGAUCUCUUUCCCAUGAGAGAAAAUAUGAUACCUCUGCUCCUCCCUCGUCUCCUUGUGCGUUGAAGUACAUCGAGCAUCAUGUAUCCAAGUUGGACACACUUGCAUGCGUCGCCAUAAAGUACGGUGUUGAGAAAUCUAUUGCUUCACCUGGGCAUGGAAUUCUUGCUGUCGAUGAAUCAAAUGCUACAUGUGGAAAGAGGCUUGCUUCAAUUGGUCUGGAGAAUACAGAACAAAACCGCCAAGCUUAUAGACAACUUUUGUUGACCACCUCGGGUCUAGGUGCAUAUAUAUCUGGGGCUAUUCUUUAUGAGGAAACACUAUACCAAUCGACCAUAGAUGGAAAGAAGUUCGUGGACUGCUUACACCAUGAGAAAAUCAUGCCCAGUAUUAAGGUUGAUAAGGGUUUGGUCCCAUUACCUGGAUCAAACAAUGAAUCUUGGUGCCAAGGAUUGGAUGGAUUGGCCUCAAGAUGUGCUGAGUAUUACAAACACGGCGCACGUUUUGCUAAAUGGAGAACAGCUGUUAGUAUUCCUUCUGGACCUUCUACUCUGGUUGUUAAGGAGGCUGCAUGGGGACUUGCUCGUUAUGCUGCUAUUGCCCAGGUAAAUGAGACAACCUUUGCUAGUAUGCAUGACUAA
Molecule: messenger RNA, 642 nt
Organism: Zingiber officinale
Lineage: Eukaryota; Viridiplantae; Streptophyta; Magnoliopsida; Zingiberales; Zingiberaceae
Product: fructose-bisphosphate aldolase 3, chloroplastic-like
Exons: 4
Coding region: 1-642 (213 amino acids)
Biological process (GO): fructose 1,6-bisphosphate metabolic process; glycolytic process
Cellular component (GO): cytosol
Molecular function (GO): fructose-bisphosphate aldolase activity
Source: RefSeq, a predicted model, not a curated record